Molecule: messenger RNA, 6817 nt
Organism: Bombus impatiens (common eastern bumble bee)
Lineage: Eukaryota; Metazoa; Arthropoda; Insecta; Hymenoptera; Apidae
Gene: Lrch
Product: leucine-rich repeat and calponin homology domain-containing protein
Exons: 13
Coding region: 1-2361 (786 amino acids)
Molecular function (GO): protein binding
Source: RefSeq, a predicted model, not a curated record
AUGGCGAUGGUCGCGUCGAACAUGAGCGGCCACAUACAAAAGCAGCUCACCAGAAGUCUCGAGCGAAUCCUGGAGGAAGCACACUUGAGCGGUGAACUCAAGCUUAGCGGACGAAAACUUAAGGACUUUCCAAAAGUUGGGAAAACGGGUUCUAGCAAGUAUAAUCUUCAGGAUACGGUUAUUGCCGAUCUCUCGAAGAACCGUUUCGCCGAAUUGCCGGAAGAAGUGACGGAAUUUCUGUUCCUCGAAAAGCUGCAUCUCUACCACAAUGCGAUAAGAAUAAUACCGGAGACUGUGGUGAUGCUGCAGUCCCUCAACUACCUCGAUCUUAGUCGCAAUCAAUUGACGUCUCUACCUCGGGAGAUAUGCAGGCUACCGCUGCAAACGUUAUUGGUCGCUCACAACAGACUUGCGUCUCUGCCGGACGAAUUGGGCAGAAUGUCGGCGUUGGCGGAGCUCGACGCCGGCUGCAACGAAAUCACGAACCUGCCCCCUAGGAUGGGUGAUCUUGCGCGACUUAGGUCCUUAGAUUUGAGGAGUAACAUGAUCGUGCACCUGCCUAUAGAACUGACGUACCUGAGACUCGUAAAGCUGGAUAUCAGUGGCAAUCGAAUAUCCGUGCUUCCAAACGAGAUGAGAAAGAUGAAGAGCCUGGUCGACUUCCGGCUGUCCGAUAAUCCUUUGACCUCGCCGCCUGCCUCGCUAUGCAUUCGCGGGCGAACGCACAUCUUCAAAUAUUUGGAGAGACAGGCGGCGAAACACGAGAGAGCCAGAGGCGGCCGCGCGAGAAGGACACCCUUGGAUGUUAGAGGUCACGCGACUCUAGACACGAGAACUCACAGGCGGCACAACGUCGACAGUGGCUAUAGCACCAGCGACGGCGUCGACAAACGUUGGUCUCAAGAAAUUCACAGCGCGGUGCAUGAUGGCGAGAUUCGAGGGCUGUGGCGUCAAGAAUGCUCGCCCCUUUCGAUCACGUUGCCGCACGAGACGGGUGUGAAUGGAUCCUGCAGCGGAACCUCGACUCCUAGUACCAUCUCGCCUGGUGAGCACACGUCUCUCGAGGAUGAGCUCGGCAAGGCUAUGAUACUGCACGAUCAGUUGGAAAAGAGAAAACUGGAGAGGAGCACCUCGGAGAAUGGAGCCGAUGUCAGAAGACCGAUGACCUCUGGCCUCUACCACGCGUCGAUUACGCCACCCGGUCCCCUCGAAUCCGCUCAUCUGAAUCAAGCGGUGCCAGUCUCAACGAACACGCAAUCCGUGCAACCGCUGCAAACGUCGAUCUCGAACGCUACUACCUCUUUAAUGAACGGAGAUGAGAAAAGGCCGCUGAAUCACAUUCAAACUUACAGAGAGUAUAAAGAGGCGUUGAGACAACAAAGGGCAAACGAAGGGCCUAGCGUGUACAGGCCACGGGAACAAGUCACUCCGCCAGACAACGAAUCGCAGAGCAACGAGACAGACUUGGCUAGCAGUAAAGACGCACUUGGUAUGGUCGGUAAACAGAUCUUCAACGAGGAAAACGCGACCAAGAGACCAGUACAGAAGGUAACUCCGUCACGCAUCAACUAUCAGAACACGCCAAUUAUCAACGGUAGCAAUAACGAAUACAACAAUAAGAACGGAAAGUACCUCGAGCAGCCGUAUAAGAAGCCUAAUUCGCCAAUUAAAACAUCUUCGAGCAUUUUAUCUUCCAACACCAGCCCGGGACACACUCCUAGGCUAGUCAAAACAGCUGUUGGUUACGUAGAAGGUAACAAAAGUCCCAGCAGAAACGGUGGAAGUCCAAAGUCUCCCCGAUCGGUUACGUGGAACAGCAACGUGCCAGAGAAGUAUUCGUUCACCAUGAGAAGGGAGUUUGAACGUGCCAAGGAAGAAGCUGACUUGAUCGAGCAGCUCCGAAACCAUAUCGAAACGCGGUUGAAGAUGGCUCUACCGGAAGAUCUUGCUCCGGCGUUAACAGACGGAGUUGUUCUCUGUCACUUGGCAAAUCACGUAAGACCUCGGUCUGUUGCCAGUAUCCACGUUCCUUCGCCAGCUGUGCCCAAGUUGACAAUGGCAAGAUGCAGGCGUAACGUCGACAAUUUUCUUGAGGCGUGUCGAAAGAUAGGCGUCGAUGAGGAGGUGUUAAUGGACGCGGACGCAAUCAUGGACGUGGGUUACAUGGACGCGUACGGGCUGGAGGCUCUGGCGCGUCUCGUCUCCGCUCUUCUCCUUUUCCGUGACGAAGGAGAGAACGAUACCGAAGAAUCGGCCGCAGGUUCAUCCCAUACGAUUCAGGAUCGCGUUCUAUCCGCGAUGCUUUUUGCCACAUUCCUAUCCACCUUCGUUCUGCUCUAUCUCUUUCCCAUUCCCGAUUAAACGCAAAACGAAAAGAAAGACAAAAGAAAAGAGAAAAAGAAAAAGAGCGACCAAGACGAGAACGCCAGAGUGCAAAACGAUGGAACGAACGACGCUCGCAAGAGAAAAGCACAAUCGAAGAUUACUCUGGGAUUACUCCGAUAUAUCGACACGCGACGCGACUUGGUUCGGUGCAGCGACUCGGGAAACACACGGUUUCUUAUAGUUUUCUGGUUAACGUUCUGUCGGGAAUUUUUCGGUUCGUUCGCCGAGCCGUCGAGUCGCUCGAUCGAGUUACUGCACGACACUCUUCUAUCCACUUCUUCUACCCCAAUUAGUACUCAUAGAGCGGCAUGAUAUUUUUCUAAUUUUAUUUUCUUUAUCCUUCGUUUGCUUUGUCGGGCGAAGAACGGGGUCGAGUGUCGCGCAGAGUCAUCACACCCCUUCCGACAUCGAUCUUAAUUGCGAGUUUAUUUUAAGCACGAUACGUACGAUACCCGAAAGAAACGUAUCGAGAGCUAUUUACCGUUGUCAGAAAUGUCUCGUUACCCCAACUCGGCGUAGUUUCGCUACUUCUAACUUUCCUUCUCGUUUUUCAUCGCCUUCGUUUUAAACGAAACGCCAUCGAAUUGGGACACUCGAAACUUUUUAUCAGCGUGCGAUCGAUCGUUGGUCUAAUUAAGAAGCAACUGAGCGCUUUCGCUUGUAUAUUGGAUUUAAUUUACAUCGACUACGUCACAGCUGUAGCUUGGACAAGGUUGUUCGUUUGUUUGCCUUCGUCGUUGUGGCUCGAGAGAGACGCUUAAAACUUUCGACGAAAUAGUAUUCGGUAGCCCCUUAAGUAUCGAAAGGCAGCUUGAUCGUACAUUUAGUCCGCCUAGUUGUAGAAGCGGCUACGUAGUGCGCAAGUUAGUUAACCGUUUCUGUUCUGGUAUAAGGCCUUUGACGGGGACUCGAGCGAAGAACGUUGUUCUCGAGUUCCGAUCGUUGAACGCGAACAUCUUACGAUGGAAGAGAACGUAAAAAAUGAAAAAAACAAAGAAAAAAAAAAUCAAAGAGCGCAAUCAAAGCUGUUGGACGCUCGCAUAUCAGAUAGAAUCGCCUGUAUGUACCUUGUAUGUAUGUACCUUGAACAGACGAAUCGUUCGUUGGAAUGGCUGGAUCAUAACGACCGAUGAGAUUUAUCGUCGAGCAGGAUCUGUUGAGAAAAUAGUAUUUUGCUACGCGAAGGGACGGUGUUCGAAGCGGCGUGUCAGUGUGCAAUACUCGUUCGAGAAAUCUUCCAUCGGUGUCGGUAGCUUCGGGUUCGAAAUAAUUUCUCUCGAUGACGGAAUCAACGAAUCAAAGGAAAACAGAGAAACAAGCGAAUCGAAUUCUCCCAACUGGUAUUGCGGCAUCGUCUGGAACCCGUGACGUGUCUAGAAUCACGCCAGAAUGGCAAAGUUCAAAGAGAAGAAAGACGAAGGAACUUUCGUGUAUACCUCGGAUGGUAGUAUUUUUUUAACGUUCGACCAAUACAAAUCGCCUACGGCUCUUUCAGGAUUGAUGGGUCUGUGAUAGGUAGCCUUCGAGUACUACAGGAUUCGCAACAAGGUGCUAGAAAUCUCUUUAAGUUCAAAGAUUUCCUAUUUUGGUACGUAGGUUUAACGCACAUUCGAACUCGAAAGGAAUUUCUCAUUCGAUCAUUGUUUUAUCGUUUACGAGUUACGGGCAGUAUUGCGUCCCUCCCCAACGAGAUCGCGGCAACGAUAAAUUUUCUUUCUCUUUCUCUUCGUCUCGACCGAGGCAAGUAAACCAUAUGGCUUUUCGUUGAGGGAGGGACGUGCAAACGAGAGCACUUACACCUCACCGACCAAGCAAUUCGGUCGUAGACCUAAGAUAAUCUCCAUAUUUUCAUAUAAACGCGUUUAACGUAACAAGAAAACAAAAGUAUCGUAGCGGACGUACAAUACGUAUAUCGUCUAGAAUAUACACGCGUCUAACUUAUUCUACAUAUAUUCGUACGAUAAGUAUUAUAUUGUCUACGUUAAGGAACUUAAGGAGGAGCGGGUCGCUUAGAUCGAGUCUUCGGAUUGCCGGAGGUCUUUGCUUCCGGUUGUCGCUCCGCAGACGCGUCCAAUCGAAUACAUUGCGGUAGAUUAGUGCCAAACGCGUCAGACACUCGAACCGUGUAGUACGCGUCGCGCGACUCUGUUUCUCCGAGAUGCUUUUAUAUCGCUGCUAGUACGUCGAAUAAAACGGUACGAAUGAACACGUGGCCUCAAACACGUAUCGAGGAUUAUCUGAUCGAGAACGCACAAAGGAAUUUUUACGAGAAAUCAAUCGUUUCUACUACGGUCUAAUACGACGGUCUAUUUACAAGUAGAGACGUACAAAUUUGUUUCUCUUCUUCUUCUUCUUUUUAGAUAUAACACGUUGGCUCUUCUUGUAUGGAAUUUCUGCGUUUCCAACUGACCGUAGAUCGCGUGUUCGCGAGAUGUUUCUAUGACACGACGAACGAACACACGAGUUGCUAAGUUUUGAGAACGCAAGGCGAGCUGCAUCUUCCAGAAUACCGCGUUACUUUGAUCGUAAAGUUUUAUUUCGUUUCAAUUCGGGCAACUAGCAUCGGUCGGCGGUAGAACGUUUAUGAAUUUUCUAGUCUCUGGUAUUACGUACUUCUAAUCGUUUGUUAAGUUCAUCUCCGGUUCUAGUCAGCUCGACUUGUUCUUUUUUUUUUUUUAUUUUAAUCUUCGUUCCCGUCUAAGUUAUACGCAACAAGUCUCGUAUUCACUGGGUGACUUAACGUUUAAUUCGUUACUUAAUUUUCUUCGUUCCUGCUGUCUCUUCCACUACUACUCUUCCGAUCGAUUUCGUUGUCGUUCGUAGACUGCUUGGGCGUUAAUUGUCCGUGAGGCUCGCUAAACAAAAAUUCCGAGAUGCAUCCAAAGAUCUUAUCGCUUGAAAAUAGGAAUCGUUUCGACGAAGCUAGCUUAAGGAAGAGUCGCGACGAUAUCGAGUUGAACGGCGACGAUCUCAUCAGUAUUAUAUUCUUUUUAUUUUUUUUUUUUGUAACGAUCGGACAGGACGUAAUUACAUCGAAUUAAUCGCAACCGUAAGACUGUUUAUUUCACUUUAAUUUACCUUUUAUUCUGUACGACGUCUUCUGCGCUCUGACGCAGUGGUUUUCUUCUUUUACGAUUAGUUGUCGCUUCCACAAGAGGCUGCGUCCUUCUAUCUGCUCGCAAAGGGGCGCAAGUAGAAAAGACGAGCGAUGAGAAGACCGAACACAAGAUCAUUCCGUUGCAUUAGCUUGUAUAAUUGUAUAAUUUAUGUAAAGAACAGAGAGAAAGAAUAAGAGAGCGUAUAUAUACAUAUAGAGAUAAAUUAUAUUAUAUUAUAUUAUAUUAUAUUAUAUAUUAUAUAUAUAUUAUUAUUAUUAUAUUAUAUUAUAUCAUACUGUAUUGUAUGGACACAGAUAUAUGGUACGUUGAUACUAUUUUUCUCUUUGGUCGUUUUUUUGUUUCUCAAAUUGUACUACGUAAGCUAAUUCGUCGCAAAUUACGAGCUUAGAUCACGAUCGCUCUUUAAAACUCGGUGCUUCAUUUUUUAUCUUGUUGUUUUUUAAGCUUAAGCUUUUUUGUACGAUUAUCGGAAAGGGAAGAAAGGCCUCUCUUAUUAUUUAAUUCAUGUUCCUUCGAACGAUCGCGUCCAUCCAUCGAGUCGAACGCUUGAACAAUCCCUUCGUGCUCGUUGGACGAUACACAGCAUGAUCGAUAGACGGUACGCGUUCGUUUUCUCUAACUCUCUCUGUCUCUCUCUCUCUCUCUCUCUCUCUCUCUCUCUCUCUACUUUUCCACUUUUGUACGAUCGAAUCUGAUUGAACUGCCAGCAGCACGUUCGUCCAACGAUUUCACGAUCACAGCGAUACAAGGACAAUCGUCGAAACGACCAUUGCUCGUGUCUUCUCUACUUCUCCGACUCUACUCGCACAAUGGGGCAUAGUCGGGCGAUAACGACGAUCACUCCUCGCCGCGUGAACGGUGAACGUGGGCGGCGUGUCUCGUGUUUCGUUUCUAUGCCACACGCGCUAAGAAAAGGCGGCUACAUCGCCGCAGCGAAAUCGAGUCGAUUCGAAGAAAUAUCACUUUCUGCUUAUCGGUUCAAAUUUUUACACGACUCUGGAUUUGGCUCCGUUCGAAUAAUUUGUAUAGCGCGAAAGCGAAUGAAACGCGCGCGCUCGUGCGAGCUCGAUCGGUUGGAUGGCCUGGAACAAUCGAGCACGAGUCGCGGCGUUUCUAUGCUUCCCAUAGUGUCGCAUAGUUCGCGUGCCGGAGAACAAUCGUUGGGAAACUCUUUGUCUCGCCACUCGAACAACAGUGCUACUAACGAUACUCGGUUUUACUUUCGAGAGACGUACUCUGUAACACCGAUUGUACGACUAUCAUAACGAUUGUAAUACUAUUUCCACUGAUAAUAAAAUAUUCUUUUGGUAUAA